Penicillium odoratum is the source of this 219-nucleotide messenger RNA. RefSeq lists its product as uncharacterized. The record is from RefSeq and is a predicted model, not a curated record. The transcript is spliced from 2 exons. The coding region runs from base 1 to 219 and encodes 72 amino acids. Lineage: Eukaryota; Fungi; Ascomycota; Eurotiomycetes; Eurotiales; Aspergillaceae.
AUGGAUCUGGUCCUGCGAUAUAAGCCCAAUGGUCGCUGUUCUUGUGACUUUAGAGGCCGAGGCCCUUUGUCACUUGCAGUUAUCGGCGGAAAUACUGCUAUAGUUGAGCGGAUUCUCCAGUCUCAGGAGAUUGAUGCAGGAACCAAUAUCAAUCACCAGAGCUCCUACGAUGAUGCGUCUCUCCUUUUGGCUGCGAAAAAGCUCAAUCAACAGCAAUGA